GAGGCGGCUGGAGCGGCUGCUCGGCCCGGGGCGGACGGCGGCCGCGGCGGAGGCGGCGGCGUCUCUGGCGAUAUGUGCGGCGGACGGGGAUGCAUUUGGCUGGUUCUGGCCGCGGCGCUGCUGCACGUGUCCCUGCAAGGCGAGUUCCAGAGGAGGCUGUACAAGGAGCUGGUAAAGAACUACAACCCGCUGGAGAGGCCGGUGGCCAACGACUCGCAGCCGCUCACCGUGUACUUCUCCCUGAGCCUCCUGCAGAUCAUGGAUGUGGAUGAGAAGAACCAAGUUUUAACCACUAACAUUUGGCUGCAAAUGUCUUGGACAGAUCACUAUUUGCAGUGGAACAUGUCCGAAUACCCCGGAGUGAAGAAUGUUCGCUUCCCAGAUGGCCAGAUUUGGAAACCAGAUAUUCUGCUCUAUAACAGUGCCGAUGAGCGGUUUGAUGCCACAUUCCACACCAAUGUCUUGGUGAAUGCAUCUGGGCAUUGCCAGUAUCUUCCUCCAGGCAUAUUCAAGAGCUCCUGCUAUAUUGAUGUGCGCUGGUUCCCAUUUGAUGUGCAGCAGUGCAAACUGAAGUUUGGGUCCUGGUCCUAUGGAGGGUGGUCCCUGGACCUGCAGAUGCAGGAAGCAGAUAUCAGCAGCUAUAUCCCCAAUGGAGAAUGGGAUCUCAUGGGCAUCCCUGGCAAGAGGAAUGAAAAGUUCUAUGAAUGCUGCAAAGAGCCAUACCCAGAUGUCACCUAUACAGUGACCAUGCGCCGCAGGACGCUCUACUAUGGUCUCAACCUGCUCAUCCCCUGCGUGCUCAUCUCGGCCCUGGCUCUGCUGGUGUUCCUGCUCCCUGCAGACUCUGGGGAGAAAAUCUCCCUUGGAAUAACUGUCUUGCUUUCUCUGACUGUCUUCAUGCUGCUUGUGGCUGAGAUCAUGCCUGCCACAUCUGAUUCUGUGCCCUUGAUAGCACAAUACUUCGCCAGCACCAUGAUCAUCGUGGGCCUGUCUGUGGUGGUGACGGUGAUUGUGCUGCGGUAUCAUCACCAUGAUCCUGAUGGUGGCAAAAUGCCCAAGUGGACCAGGAUCAUUCUUCUGAACUGGUGUGCGUGGUUCCUGCGGAUGAAGAGGCCUGGGGAGGACAAGGUGCGGCCAGCCUGUCAGCACAAGGCUCGCCGUUGCAGUCUGGCCAGCGUGGAGCUGAGCGCAGGUGCUGGGCCACCCACCAGCAAUGGCAACCUACUCUACAUCGGCUUCCGAGGCCUGGAGGGCGUGCACUGCGCCCCGACUCCAGACUCUGGGGUUGUGUGCGGUCGUCUGGCCUGCUCCCCGACACACGAUGAGCAUCUCCUGCAUGGUGCCCACCCCUCCGAUGGGGACUCUGACCUGGCCAAGAUCCUGGAGGAGGUCCGCUACAUUGCCAACCGCUUCCGCUGCCAGGAUGAGAGCGAGGUGGUCUGCAGUGAGUGGAAGUUUGCAGCCUGUGUGGUGGACCGCUUGUGCCUCAUGGCCUUUUCGGUCUUCACCAUCAUCUGCACCAUUGGCAUCCUCAUGUCGGCCCCAAACUUCGUGGAGGCUGUCUCCAAAGACUUUGCUUGAUGGCACCACAUAGGGCAUGCACAGAUAGGAGAAGUAUCUGGGAGGUGAGACUUGGAUCCCUAACCCCAUGUCAUGCCAAAUGGAACAACUCUAAAGUAUCUGUGUGGCUGUCAGUCUUUAGUCUUAGUUUCCUGGUUACUUUAACGAAAGAGAUUCCAACACCCUUCUGUUUUUAUCUUCUCAUACUUGCCGUUGUCACAUCCUUGUCCUCAGCAGGGGCACGCGUGGUCAUUUCCUCCCUCUGCACUGCCCUAUAGGGCAGCUCUCACUGGUUCUAAUCGGCCAGUAAUGGCCUGUCCAGUCGGUGUUCCGUGCCUGCAUGCCCCUUGUCAUGGGCUCACACACCAGAAUUUACUGUCUGCUUGUGCCAUGCACAGACCCAGGCUGAAACGAAGGCUGAGCAACACUCACUGGGUUCAUUUCAACAACUUCCUCGUGAAAGGAAGGCAAACACAAGUUCAAUUCUCUGCCAGCUUUUCUGUGAUUUAACUUAACUUUUUUUUCUUUUGUCUUUUUGUCUUUACUAAUGACCGACUUUGUAUCAGAAAAUUGGCCUUCUAGAUGAUGUUUUGAGCAAGCUGAUUCCUGUAGAUCUGCACUGUCAAUGAAAUUAGCACCCAGGUUGUAUCAUUUCUAAACUAGGACUAGCGCUAGCUAAAGCGUUUGAAAGCUGUGACCCUGUAGGUUCCAAGCUUCAUACUGCACCAGUGUCCCAAGGAAUUGAGUUUGUUUUAUUGUGCAAAAGCUGAAAGGGAAAUAGAGUUUUGAGUGUUAACGAGAGAGUAACUGACUCUCAGAUAAACCUUUGUGUGUGUGUGUUUUUUAAUAUAUAUAUUUAUUUAUUAUGUAUACAAUAUUCUGUCUGUGUGUAUGUCUUCAGGUUAGAAGAGGGCACCAGACCCCAUUACAGAUGGUUGUGAGCCACCAUGUGGUUGCUGGGCUUUGAACUCAGGACCUUUGGAAGAGCAGGCAAUGCUCUUAACCGCUGAGCCAUCUCUCCAGCCCCUAUGUGUGUGUUUUUAAUGAGCGUGUUAGCUGCUCUGUGUGUCAGACUUCGCUAGUCGUAGAAGUCUGUGCAUUUGUACAACUGCGCCCCACCAAGUGAAUGUAUCCUGUGUUUUUCCCUCACGUUGGGGCCAGAGAGAAGAAGUCGAGAUCUUUCUGGGCUACUGUGUGACAGGAGCUGAGGAGAGGAGAUGUAGCUGGUGACUCGUAUAGAUGGAUCUUGGUCUCCGGAGCUGCCUUCCAUAGCUCCAGGUGCAAAGCUGCUUCGGGGUCAGUGCGUGGAUCCACUGGAGAUGGAUGAGGGGGUGUUGUUGUUUGUGCUUUUUUUCUCUUCUGAGUUAGGGUCUCGCUGUGUAGCUCAUACUGGUCUGCUUGCACUUCAUGUCUUGUUUGUUGAUGGGGUCUGAGGAUUGUUCACCAAGAAAAACUUAAUGUUGUCGAUUUUCUCAAAGCUUAAAAACUAUACCAAGCUCCCAAACUCCCCCCAAAAUUUAAUUUUCUGACUCCAGAGAUGAAAUCAUGAGGGAAGAUUGCAUUUUUCAAGACAAAAUAAGUAAAUAAAUACAAAUACAUAAAUAACACUUUUCCUCAGCCAUUAAUUUUGCUGCAGGAAGAUGAAGGCUUGGUGGUACCCUGUGUAUAUGUGGGCAUGUGUGUGUCUGCACUGUGUGUGUGUGUGUUUGUGUGUGUGUGUGUGUGUGUGUGACUGAAUAAAGGAGAUAGUAUAGAGUGACGUGGCAAAUCUGGAGACUUUGUUGGUUUCAGCACUCACCAUCUGGAGCAAGAUCUUUCCCAGCAUGCAUCUGUUACAUCCAGUAUCAACAAAUGAUGCACAUUUUUUUUUUUACUGGUGUCAUGCUUUUUUAUUAAAGUAACUGGAAACACAUAGGUGUGUUUUGGUACCUAAAGACCAGGCUUUGUGUCUUUUUGUUAGUUAAAAAUUGAACCCUAGCCUUUGCUUCAACUAUCUGAGUAAUUAUUGCCAUUUUAAAAAUAAUGGUAGAGACUAGCUGUGCUCAUAGUUAGAAGAUGUGUAUGGUUCAAUUUCCCAUUUCCUCCUAGGAACAGUUUUAGAGGAAGAAGGAAAAGGUGGGGACAGAGAGGGAGGAGAGUGUGGAGAGACUUUGCUGUUGUUUUCCUAGAACUCUUGCUUGAAAGGUGCUUUGCAUUUAGUGUUUUGUCCUAGAGAGCUUUCUGUAAGGACAUCUAAAGGUCUACCUCAUUCCUUUUGAGAGCUGCUUAGUGUUCCACUCCAUUGGUGGUUUACAAUUUGUUGGAUUAACCUUUUAGUGGUGAGAACGUAGAGACAGUAUUUCCAGGUUUAGUGGUGAGCAUGUAGCUACAGCAUUUCCAGGUUUAGUGGUGAGCAUGUAGCUACAGCAUUUCCAGGUUUAGCGGUGAGCAUGUAGCUACAGCAUUUCCAGGUUUAGUGGUGAGCAUGUAGCUACAGUAUUUCCAGGUUUAGUGGUGAGCGCGUAGCUACAGCAUUUCCAGGUUUUAUUUUUAUACACAAGUCUGUAGUUAGCUUUUUAGUGCAUACUUUGCCAUAUUCUUUUCUGACUUUAUCUUGGUAUAAAUUCCAGAUUAGAGAUGGAUGUGCAUUUAGACUUCUGAUAAAUAUUUCCAGAUGGUUCUCUGUGGUCAGUGGGUAACCCUACCCAGAGUACAAUUAAAGGGUCAGAUGCUCAGCUCUCUGGUGUUAAAUAUUUUCCUAUUUAAUUUUUCCCUUCCCAAUCAGAUUGGUAAAAAAUGAUAAGGCAACAAUAUUCUGAUUUUAGUUCAUUUAACCAUGAGCAAGGUUGAAUUUUUCAUAUAUAUUUUGCUAAUUUCAAUUUUAUAUUCUAUCUUUUAUACAAAUUUCAGUUUUUUAUUCUCUUAAUCUUUGUUUGGCAUUUGUUUUUGAUACUAUUUAUUGAGUGCAUAUAUAUUGACAUAUAUUCAAACUCUAUGCUGCUAGUUUAUACAUGGUUUCCAUUGUAGAAUGUAAGAUUGCCCUCUAGAAGGUCUUCCCUGUGUUGAGUUUACAAAUAAAUUUACUCCAUUUUCUUUCUAAACCAGUGUUUUCAUUUGUUUACCUUUAUAACUUUUGAUUCUUUAAGAUUCAUUAUAAGAAAGGUAGAUAAAGAUUUAGUUGUUUUUCUCCAAGGGUGGUCACUAGUACACUAGACAUACAAUAAAAUACUUCUAUAAUAUGAGACUCUUCCCUCUGGUCAGAUUGUCACCUUCUAUGUAAAUUAAGUUUCUCGAAGUGCUGUUGUGUUUUGUUGAUUAAUCUGCCUCGAUGCUCUUGAUUUCCAAAGCUUUGCUCGUAUUAGUAUUAAUAUUUUCAAGUGGAUACUCUCUGCUGCUCCCUCCCCCUUCCUCUGUGUGUUAUCAGCAUCUAAUUGGGGUCACAAUGGGUUUACACAGCAGGUCUUCUUGUCUGGGAACUGCACGAUUUCAACUUGUAUUCAAAUCUAAUUUUAUAUAGUAAAUAGGACUGUUCAGGAAAGUCCUACGAAUUUCUUGCUGUUUAUUUCUGGGUAUCUUACCGGGUGGUCACCAUUUUCGGUUGGAUGGCAUUGAUUCUGUUUUCUAGCUGAAGGUAUAGGAAAGUAGUUGAAUUCUGUAUGUUAAUGUUAAUUAGUCACUAUAAUCAUGAUCAUUUUGUUUCUAAGAUUUUCUUUUAACUCAUCCUUCCCAAUAUCUUUGUUUCCCUUUCUAUCCAAUCGCACUUGGGACCAGUAAUUGGCUUGUCUGCAUACUUGCCUUGUUCUUAACGUUGAUGGAUAUUUUAAUGACUCACAGUUUUACUUGUAUGGAGACAUGUAUUUUCUUCAUCACAAUAAAAGUUAUCUGUGUAUCCUCUCAACGAUUACUGCUCUCUGGGGAAAAUGGGGAUAGUAUCUUUCUGUCAAAGCCUUCCCAGGGUUCAUAGAAAGGAUCGGAAAUUUCAAUUUACCCAGCAGAAGGUUUCAUUAACAGAAUAAUUAAGUUGGUAUUAUAAUAUAUUCCUGAGGUGGUGGCUACAUUGUCUUAUGAUUUUGACUGUCAGUGUACAUAAUUAAAAUUAAUUUAUAGCUUGGUUUUGUAUACAGUUGGAUUCCAUCAACUGUGGAUGAAAAAUAUUUAAAAGUCAUCUCUUUGCAGCCUUCUUGUCUCACAACUUUGUUAGAUUUGACUACAAAAUAGAGAGGUUCUGUAAGGCCCUGUCUAAGGUCUGAGCAUUAGCUAGGAGAACU
This is a messenger RNA of Chionomys nivalis (European snow vole), 5807 nucleotides long. It is a transcript of the gene Chrna7, whose product is annotated as cholinergic receptor nicotinic alpha 7 subunit. NCBI's taxonomy places the organism in Eukaryota, Metazoa, Chordata, Mammalia, Rodentia, Cricetidae. Bases 73 to 1581 code for a protein of 502 amino acids. Gene Ontology annotation, molecular function: transmembrane signaling receptor activity; acetylcholine-gated monoatomic cation-selective channel activity. The record is from RefSeq and is a predicted model, not a curated record. Gene Ontology annotation, biological process: chemical synaptic transmission; nervous system process; signal transduction. Gene Ontology annotation, cellular component: postsynaptic membrane; neuron projection; synapse. The transcript is spliced from 10 exons.